AUAAGAGGGCGUUUUGGAGCAAUCCACCAUUGUUAAUUAUCUCGUUCUUGUUGAACGUCUUUUCUCAUUCCACCGGUUCGCUUCACUGAAUUUCGUCAUCCGAUUUUCUUCGGCAAUAUGAAUGGUAUUGUGAGAAAUGCGCUACGCGCUUCGACUCUUCGUGGGCUGUCGUCAUCCAACGGCAUCGUAACGACUCGCAGUCAAUCCGCCCGAACGUUAUGGGACAUGUGCGCGAGCCGGCAAAUCGUUAAAACUGCACCUCUCACCUCUCUCAUAAAACAGCACGACAAUUUCUACUCCCGGAGAUGUUACAGCAAAUCGCAUACAAAAGCGGAGAAAGAAUUGGUAGAAUUCCUAGCGGAGGAAAUUGUAGCAGAGAAGAAAGCACAGAAAUUAAAGACGAUACCCACAAAAUUAGAUGAUUUCGCAGUGUCUCUUAACGGUGCACAAGUUACCCUUGAGAAAAAGCAUGGUUCUGAUACGGUUCAUAUUUCCUUUAAUGUAAAUCAUACAGUAGAUACAGUAGAUGCUGAUACUGAAGCAGAAGUAGAUCCUCGUCAGGAUGGAAUAGAGCUCGGUGAAAUGAAGAGCAAACCUAAUUUUAUUGUAAAUAUAAUUAGAGGUGAUCAGACUCUGAGCUUUACGUGUUCUUUUAACAAUCAUCCUGGUGCAUCAGGUGCUGAUGAUAAUUAUGAUGACAUUUUUGGUAUCGAUGAAAUCACACUGUACAAGGGCCAACACACUGAGAAUGUAUACUGUGUAGCGGGUGAGAUUGUCGAUGGUUAUCUGUACGACCUGUUGAUGAACUACCUCGAGGAAAAGGGUGUUUCUAACGAAUUUGCAGAUAAAUUGAUUCAUUUAAGCACAAAUUAUGAACAUUCUGCAUAUGUUAGCUUACUGGAAGGCUUGUCUAAAUUUACAUCUGGACAAUAGUUCUAAGAAGUAAUGCUAAGGUUUCUUGUAACUUGCGGUCCUAUAGUUGUGUAUCUAAGAAAGAAUUGUUAAAUAUAUAUGUUUAGCAAUUUA
This is a messenger RNA of Harpegnathos saltator (Jerdon's jumping ant), 1026 nucleotides long. It is a transcript of the gene P32, whose product is annotated as complement C1q binding protein P32. NCBI's taxonomy places the organism in Eukaryota, Metazoa, Arthropoda, Insecta, Hymenoptera, Formicidae. The transcript is spliced from 5 exons. Gene Ontology annotation, cellular component: mitochondrial matrix. The record is from RefSeq and is a predicted model, not a curated record. Bases 118 to 933 code for a protein of 271 amino acids. Gene Ontology annotation, biological process: cytosolic ribosome assembly.